AUGGCGUUCAAAAAGCGGCGCAUCUUCGAUUUGCGACAGGUCCAGGCCCAGCAGCUGGCCACCACCACCGCCAGUCGGCAUCGCAGUGAUCCCGUCCACAAUAAUCCACACAACCCCAUCCAUCCUGAACAUCGCUUUCGCCAGAUCGGACAAUGGUUCUCCGAGAAUAUGCGCAACUACUGCCAGACCACCUCGCUCCACGGAUUCAGUUACAUCACCCGCCAGGACAUCAGUCGCAAUGAGCGGUGGUUCUGGCUGGUGGUUGUAGUGUUGGCCAUCAUCACCUCCAUUGUCCUGGUCGUGGUGUCCUGGUACUGGAGUCAGGAAACCCCAACGGUGACCGUCAUCGAGAGCUCGCACUUCCCCACCUGGAACAUUCCCUUUCCAGCGGUCACCAUAUGCAACUUCAACAAGAUAUCCAGGAACAAGGCACUCAGCAUGCUAGAGCAAAUGCAAGUUCCAACGGGUGUUAACAGAUCCGAGCUUCACAACCUUUUCAACCUCACGUUUUUGCCCGUGGAUAGCAUGAUUAGCAACAGUACGCUGCAGUUGUACGACAGGAUUUUAGCCCUCAAUAAUCUAACGCUCACGGGUCUCACCCAGCAGCUGUCGCCGGACUGCAUAGAUAUGAUCUCCAGAUGCAUUUGGAAGGGCAUCAAUACGAGGUGUGACAGUCUUUUCCAACGCAUCGACACCAUGGAGGGGCAGUGCUGCACCUUUAAUUACUUUGGAGGCAUUUCCAAUCAUUUUCCAGAAAAAAUAGCAUAUCAGGUGCCAAAGCGACCGUACCGCGUCACAGGCUGCGGCUAUCCCACGGGUCUAUCGGUGCUGCUGAACCCCAUGAUAUCAGAUUACUACGGAACCUACUUCAGUGGCUAUGGCUUCCGCCUGCUGCUUCACGAUGCCUACAACUUUCCGGACGAGAACUCGGAGACGAAAGUCGUUACGACUACGAGGGAGAGUUUUGUGAGGAUAAAUCCAGAGUCCACCUACGCCACCAACGAUAUUCGUCGCAUGGAUCUGUCCCUGAGGAACUGCCUCUUCGGCAGCGAGAGAACUAUGCACGGUCUCCGGCGGUACUCCUUCAUCAACUGCAUGUUUGAGUGCCGCGUCCGGAUGACCAUCGACAGCUGCGGUUGCCUUCCGCCGUAUGUUUACAACAACGGAUCCUUUAGAGUUUGCGGAGUGCUGGAGAGCAACUGCCUGAUUCGCAGCAAAAGACUCUUCUCCCAUGCCCUGGCCAAUUUGAAUUUCUCGCUAUCGGUUGUUCGACAGACGGGUAGCUUUCCCUGCGAAUGUCUCCCGGAUUGCCAGUCAAACCAUUAUGUGUCGGAGAGCACUACGGGCCGGCUGGACAUGAGCUACUUUGCCAACCGCCCAACAUACAGCAAUUCCACGGACAACAUACUGCUGCAUGUCUUCUUCAGCGAUCUUAUGAGCACCAGAUAUCGCACGGACAUCUUCCAGAACUGGCUCUCCGCCUUAGCUUCAUUUGGCGGCUUGCUGGGCCUAAUUAUGGGAUUCAGCAUAGUGACGGCCUUUGAGUUCCUCUACUUUCUCACAUUUAGGCCGGUUUUCAACUACAUUAACCGGGACUAGAGCAGCACUUAGAGGACCUAAUCCCUUCACA
Molecule: messenger RNA, 1630 nt
Organism: Drosophila biarmipes
Lineage: Eukaryota; Metazoa; Arthropoda; Insecta; Diptera; Drosophilidae
Product: sodium channel protein Nach
Exons: 6
Coding region: 1-1599 (532 amino acids)
Biological process (GO): sodium ion transmembrane transport
Cellular component (GO): membrane
Molecular function (GO): ligand-gated sodium channel activity
Source: RefSeq, a predicted model, not a curated record